AUGGCGGCGCCCGGGGUUCGCUGCCUGUGGAGAGUACUGGCUCCGAGUCGCGGAUGGGUCUUCCACGGGCUCGACCAGCGCCUGGCCGCCGCCCCUGCCUUGGUGAGCGCCUCGCCGCCCGCCCGGUUCUACGCUGCGGCAGCGAAACCUGCAAAAAAAGGUUCACAAAACACCAAGAAGGAAGAAACAAAAAAGAAACCAGUAACUAGGAGGAGGCCGCUGAUGAGCAAACCUGUGGAUGAUGUAUACUUGACAUGGCUUUACAAGAGGCCAUCCUAUGAGUUGGAAAAGGCUGUGGAAAUGCUAAAGAAGUUUCAGGAACUGGACUUCACUAACCCCAAACAAUUUGUCUAUAUUAAUGUGUUCCUAGAUAUGGCACUACAGAAGAAGAAAAAAGUGGAGCCAUUUUCAAGCACUGUUCUCCUUCCGUAUCGCUUCACAGAUGAAAUCAACAGAGUCUUGGUUUUCACAGAGAAUGAGCAAGAAGCUGAAAUAGCUCGAGAGAAUGGAGCUGCUGUUGUGGGAGGAGUUGAAUUAAUUAAAUGGAUUUUGGAAGAUGAAAUCCAAGUGGACUCCUAUGUAGCUGUUCCUGAAAUAAUGCCUAAGCUGAUACCAUUGAGGGGCAAACUGAAACGAAAAUACCCAAACACAAGGAAAAAUUCCCUGGGCCAUGAUAUUCCCCAGAUGCUGAAGUUCUACAAAGAAGGUCUUCAGUACUCAGUAGAAGAGGAGGAUGUCAUCAAGACAAGAAUUGCAAGACUGGAUAUGCCUGCUGAGCAGAUCAUUGCCAAUCUAAAAACAGUUAUCAAUGAUAUCUGCACGUUCAAGCCAUCAACUUAUGACCCAAUUGUGCAGAAGUUGGUUAUUAGAUCUGCAACCAGUGAAGGUCUGAUGUUGAGACUUAAUGGAAUUCUACCUCAGGUGGAAAAAGAAGGAGAAGGAGAAGAAGUGGAAGAAGAAGAAAAAGAAAAUGCAGAAGAUGAAGAAAAACCUGCCCAAUAAUCUGUUAGUACCUGAUGUCUUUCCUUGUAAAUCUGAAGACCAGCUUGGGAAGAAAAUGGUGUCACUGAAAUCUGUAUGGAAAGGAAAAAUAAAUCUGAGUGGGAAGCUGGUCUUUUUAUUCCCAUGUAAAUUCUGUGUAAGAAGAAACAUUGUCCCAGCCAGGAGUCUGCUGUCAA
Molecule: messenger RNA, 1178 nt
Organism: Indicator indicator
Lineage: Eukaryota; Metazoa; Chordata; Aves; Piciformes; Indicatoridae
Gene: MRPL1
Product: mitochondrial ribosomal protein L1
Exons: 9
Coding region: 1-1002 (333 amino acids)
Source: RefSeq, a predicted model, not a curated record